This is a messenger RNA of Meloidogyne enterolobii, 805 nucleotides long. Lineage: Eukaryota; Metazoa; Nematoda; Chromadorea; Rhabditida; Meloidogynidae. The record is from the annotation of a GenBank genome assembly.
AUGCAUGUUGAUUUUGAAACAAAUAUUAAUCAACCCGAAAAGGGGCAUUUUCGGAUGAAUUUAGACAAAUCGCGUUUAAAUAUUUCUGUGCGUCUCUUUUCUGAAGAUAAUAAAGAAUUAAGUAAUGCUCCAAUUCUACCUUCAACAACAAAAGUCGAUCAGUUGGAACAACUUUAUUAUAGUCUUUUGGAUAUCGACUUGGAAGAAGAACAACCACCAGUUCAUUUUCGUGUAGCGGAGAGGUCGGAAGAUGGGGGUUGGAUAGAUAUUGUCGAUACUUUGGGUGUUUCCCUUCCCUCGGAUUGUUUAGUUACUGAAAAGGUUUUCUUAUCUAAUAGUUUAAAUGAUGAAUUUGUUUUUAGCCUGUUGAAUUGUUUUGUCUGCCUCAGGCUGUGUUUCGUGUCAGGCCUGUUACAAGAUGUGCUGCUUCAUUGCCUGGUCAUGGUUAGUAUUAGAGAUCGGACUUUUGAGCAAACACUUACCGGUCACCAACAUUGGGUAUUAUGUAUUGCUUGGUCACAUGAUGGGAAUAAAAUUGCAUCAGCUUGUAAACAAGGAAUAAUUCUUGUUUGGGAAUAUGACAGUGAGACCAACAAAUUUCGAUUAUUCAAAAAGUUGACAGGUCAUAAACAAUGGAUUAAUGCAUUGUUAGCAAGUGCAGGUCGAGAUGCAUCGAUUCGUAUUUGGGAUAUAAUUAAAUCACAAACUUUAUUCGUGCUUAGCGGUAACAGAUAUUCGAUGGAGUGGAAAUGAUUUAAUAUAUUCUGGAUCGCAGGUAAUUUCCAAUCAAAAAACUCAUUUUUAU